This is a messenger RNA of Knipowitschia caucasica, 315 nucleotides long. NCBI's taxonomy places the organism in Eukaryota, Metazoa, Chordata, Actinopteri, Gobiiformes, Gobiidae. The record is from the annotation of a GenBank genome assembly.
AUGGUUGUUGGUAUUUGGGGGGGUAGGGUGUUUAUGGUUUUUUGUUGUAUUGUGUUUGGGGGUUUGGGUUGGGAGUGUGGGUGGGGGGGGUGUUUAGGGUUAGGUUGGGAUGGGUUAGAAUGGUUUGGUGUGGGGGGUUGGGAUGGGUGUUUUGGGGGAUUGGUUUGGGGGGGAUAUGAUGGGGGUUGGGUGGAGGGGGGGGUGGGGGUGAGUGGGGGGGGAUGUGGGUGGGGGGUGGAUUGUGGGAUUUGGUUGUUUUGGGUGUUGGGGUGGGGGGGGUGGGGGAGGGGGUUGUUUGGGGGGGGGGGGUGUUGA